ACUUCUCUCAUCAAAUCAAAUUGCAUUUAAUAUCUCAAAUCCAAUUUUCUCGUCCGAGUUUUAUUUUCUCAGCAACUUUCCGGGAAAAUGUCUGGCCGUGGAAAGGGAGGCAAGGGGUUGGGCAAAGGGGGAGCCAAACGGCACCGAAAGGUUCUCCGCGAUAACAUCCAGGGCAUCACCAAGCCCGCAAUUCGCCGGCUGGCUCGCAGGGGUGGUGUGAAGCGUAUUAGUGGGCUGAUCUAUGAGGAGACCCGCGGAGUCCUGAAGAUAUUUCUUGAGAACGUGAUUCGUGACGCAGUAACAUACACCGAGCACGCGCGGAGGAAGACUGUCACGGCUAUGGAUGUCGUUUACGCCUUGAAGAGGCAAGGAAGGACUCUGUACGGGUUUGGAGGCUAGAUUUGUGUAUGCUUGGGGGUUUAUUAGGGUAGGAGGGUAGUUUUCUUAGUGUUGGUUGUGGAUCUUGGCUAUAGAUCUGGUUUCUGUGGGUUUUUCCUCUGUUCAUGUGUUCCUGUAAUUCGCAGUGUCAGUUUCUGUAAUUCGCACUUUCUAUUUGGAAGUAAUAGAAUCUAUUGUUUUUUGAAA
Corylus avellana is the source of this 585-nucleotide messenger RNA. RefSeq names its product histone H4. Gene Ontology annotation, molecular function: DNA binding; structural constituent of chromatin; protein heterodimerization activity. The record is from RefSeq and is a predicted model, not a curated record. Lineage: Eukaryota; Viridiplantae; Streptophyta; Magnoliopsida; Fagales; Betulaceae. Gene Ontology annotation, cellular component: nucleosome.